UUUUUUUUUUUUUUUUUUUUUCUUUGUCUUCGUUCCUCAUCGACCAACCAAACCAUGAUGGGACCCGAGUCGCAGUACCAGCUCCAGCCCGGCAUAUCGCCGUCCGCGUCGGCUGCGGCUGGAGCGCGGUCGUCCUGGACCUGGCUCUCCAAGAUCAAGAAGGCCGACUUGGGUGCCCUGGCGCUGGUGGCGGGCUCGACGGUCGCUGCGUUCUGGUUGCUCCCGUUCAUCCAGCGCCGCCUGGACGAGCUGACUGGCAACGACGGCGACGACGACAGCAGCAACAGCAACAACAACAACAACAACAACAACAACAACAACAACGCCGCAGGUUCCGACCAGAGCCCGUCGCGGUCGACCGGCCGCCGCACGAGCCUCAGCAUGAGCGCUGGCAGUCGGUACGCGACGGGUGUUCGCAAAACCAGCCGGCGAUCCUCGCUCUCGCAGACCUCGACGCCCGACGCCACGAUCACGACCGGCAACCCAGAGCGCUCGUCCCUGGAUGUUCCUACUACCAGCGGCGGCGGCGAGUCCAAGGGCACCGCAGCAGUUGUUGCAGCGACAGCGACUGAGGUUGUCGUUGUUGUUCCUGUUCCUCCUGCCACUUUCAGCGCAUCGCACGCGAACGCGCCCUUCCCGGUUGCUGAGGACGACAUUGAAGAGGAUGACGAAGCGGACAAGGAUGCUAUCGAGCAGGCUGCUGCCUUGGAUCGCGAUGACGAGGAUGAGAAUGACGAAGAAGACGAGGACACGGUCCAACCUCUGCCCUCAGUUUGGCCAUCGCGGUCGAGCAGCUCAGCUGCAUCACAGGCACAACGGCCCCAGGAUGUCGGCUACAGGAACACUGGCCGUCGCUUUUCUGUUAGUGCCGAGUCCAUGAACCCCAAUCAAGUCAUCCCCGGCGAACGCGUCGUCAUUCCUAAAUCCAACGAGGCACGCAUGCGCAUCGCUGUGGCGACCGCGAACAGCCUUCUGUUUCGAAACCUCGAACCCGAACAGAAGCUGCACAUUGUCGAUGCCAUGGUGGAACGCCAUGUCCCUGCUGGCACCACCAUCAUCAAGCAAGGCGACGAAGGCGACUACUUUUACGUUGUCGAAUCUGGUAAAUUCAGCGUCCAUGUUGAGCGAGACGGCGUCUCCAAGAAGGUCGUCGAGGUCGGGCCUGGCGGUGGCUUUGGCGAGCUCGCCCUCAUGUACAAUUCACCCCGUGCUGCGACUGUGAUUGCCGACGAAGACUCGACGGUGUGGGGCGUGGAUCGCGUCACCUUCCGCCGCAUUUUGAUGACGUCCGCCCACUCCAAGCGCAGCCAGUAUGAAAGCUUCCUCCAAUCAGUGCCGAUUCUCGAAGCCCUCACCCGUCCGGAGCUGGCUCAGCUGGUCGAUGCUUUGGAGCCGUUCGAUUUUGAAGACGGCGAGACCAUCAUUGAGCAGGGUGACAUUGGCACUUGCUUUUACAUUCUGGAGCGUGGUCAUGCGGCUGUGCUCAAGCGAACUGAAGAUGAUGACGAUGAAGUUGAGUUGGGUCAGCUCAAGCCAGGAGAUUACUUUGGAGAGAUUGCAUUGCUGACAGACCGUCCUCGCCAAGCCUCGAUUCGCGGGAUUGGCAACGGGCGCUGCUUGGUCCUGGACAAGCAAGCAUUCGUGCGACUACUCGGCCCUUGCGUUGACAUUUUCCAGCGCAGAGUUUACACCAAGGCGCCCCUGUGAUGCAGAUAGAUUGAAGCAACGCAUAUGAUGGCUCGAAAGUAGUUGGUUUUCAGAUCUGAACGAAUUCGUUGCGAUUGGUCGUUUUGAAACAACGCUAAAAAAAAAAUUCACAAAAUAUACUUUUCGCAUCACUGGUGUGGUAAAAC
Capsaspora owczarzaki ATCC 30864 is the source of this 1853-nucleotide messenger RNA. RefSeq names its product cAMP-dependent protein kinase regulatory subunit. The record is from RefSeq and is a predicted model, not a curated record. Bases 55 to 1707 code for a protein of 550 amino acids. The transcript has 7 exons. NCBI's taxonomy places the organism in Eukaryota, Filasterea, Ministeriida, Capsasporidae.